Messenger RNA from Conger conger (European conger), 2092 nucleotides. RefSeq names its product pro-adrenomedullin-like. The record is from RefSeq and is a predicted model, not a curated record. Gene Ontology annotation, biological process: adenylate cyclase-activating G protein-coupled receptor signaling pathway; adrenomedullin receptor signaling pathway; positive regulation of heart rate. NCBI's taxonomy places the organism in Eukaryota, Metazoa, Chordata, Actinopteri, Anguilliformes, Congridae. The transcript has 4 exons. The coding region runs from base 562 to 1083 and encodes 173 amino acids. Gene Ontology annotation, molecular function: hormone activity; adrenomedullin receptor binding. Gene Ontology annotation, cellular component: extracellular region.
AUACUGAUUGAAUCCAGGUCAGUACGUACAGGACAGUAACAGGGCAGGGAGCCUUACUGUACAAAAUGUUCAUAAAAUAUAACUCCACUGAACAAGCUGUACAUGUAUGACACAUAAACAGAAGCUGAAACUGAAAACAAACCACAAAAAUAAAAAAAAUGUAAAAGCAGAUCAUUUUUUUCCAAUAACUUUCAAAUGGCAUGAAUCCAAAAUCAUUACGAGAAAUCACAUUCUUGUGAGAAAUUCCAUGUUUCAUACCCCCUUAAUGUCAUUCUCCAAAUUCCUGUUUUAUUUAUUUUUUCAUAAGCGGGGAUUGCAUUGUUUAACUCAUAGCCAGUACACAUCUCUCUGUAAUGUGCUGGCACAAGCAGAGGUCCCUCCCACCGUGAGUAUAAAAGUUCCAUCUUCUGGCUCUGAAACUCAGACCAACAGAAGUGUGACAGCUGCUCCACAGAGCUAAGAGAUACACACAGGACCACAGAGCCUCUGGGAUACUCUCUCAUCUCAGACCUUUUCUCCUCACAAUCAGUGGAUUAUUUUGAACUUCAGGUUCCACACAAUAUGAAACUUCUAGUCCAGUCUGUGCUGUGCUGGUGCCUGCUGGCUACUGUAGCUUCUGGAGUGGAGAGUGCCAAACUGGGCUUGAGCACGGAGAUGAAAAGGAGAUUGAACAUCUGGCUGCUGAACAGAAGUAAAAGAGAUUUAAGCAGCACGUCCAUAGCUGCCGAAGCAGACUCAACACAGUUCGUAAGACCAGAAGACAUCAGAGACACCUUCAGUCCCCAUCCCAGCACAGACAUCAGCGUGCGGGUGAGGAGGUCGAAGAACACCGUGAGCGCGGGGCGGACAGCGGGCUGCUCCCUGGGCACCUGCACAGUGCACGACCUGCUACACAGAAUCCACCAGCUCAACAACAAGCUGAAGGACGGCAGCGCCCCCAUGGAUAAGAUCAGCCCGGGAGGGUACGGGAGGAGGAGACGCUCCGUGCCCCAGCUUCAGCUGGCCCUGCGGCAGGAGGAGGGCAGGCUGCGGCCAGCCUGGAGGAGCAGAUGCGGGCUGGACCCCCUCCUGCGAAGGACAUGAGGCCAGGGGAGCACGCGUGGGGGAGGGCCAGGAUCUGGCCGCCACUGAAAGGCUACAGGUGCCCAAGACUCCCGUCCAUGCCAGAGAGCAGAGCCAGGGGGUACUACACUCACCCCGCAGCCGCAGGACUGCAGGGGGGGGGGAGGCUGGAACAGGACUGGACAGAGAGAGGCGAAGUGGGGUGACAGGAACGGGUACCGUGGAGAGGCUGGAGGGAUGUCCGUGUAUUUGGGGGAACCCCUCACUCCUAGGACAAUGGGACCUUACACGCUUCUCUCUCCCACAGCUUUGCAGGGAUUACCCCCAAAAUUACGGGACAUGGCUAAACCUCCUCUUCCAUGGCCCGGACACCCAAGGGUGGUCAAGGGGGAACAGGAGCAAUGGACAUUGCCCUAUCCAGAAGAAUACCAGGAAGACCUCACACUUUCCCUCACCUGCUGCAAAUCUCUCCAACACCUGCUCAGAGUAACUCUGACCCAUGGGCCAGGAAUGGAGACACAGAAAGAAAGAGAAAACAAAAAAAGACUGCAAACACAGGGCUAUAAGACUGUCCAUCCAGCUGCAUAAACUGAGUGUGGACACUGUACAGGGGCAUAGCUUACAAUCUCUUAGCCUUGCAAAUCCAUUAAGGAUGCCAUACUUGAACUUGAUUUUUUUUUAAAUAGAGAAAUGUGCAAUCUAUAUUAUAUAUUAAUAUUUUUAUUAUGGGUGUGUAUAUACUGUAAGUUAAAAUGUAAGGGUAUAACUAUUUAAAAUGUUUUAUAUCUGUUACUAUAUCUACUUAUGGAGAUCUAUUUUAUGAACUAUUUUUAUAUAGGAAAAAGCAUAAGGGCAUUGUAGCUUUUUUGUUUGUUUGUACCGUCUGUAUUGUGCCUUGCUAAGUGGUUAAAACUGUGGUAAAAGAAGAAAAAUGUUUCUAUUGCUUUGUCAAUAAUAUAUUUGAAUAUGUGGUCUAUUCUAUUGGUGUCAGAGCAACAUGGUCAAACAAUAAACAUUUCAGUACAUGAAA